AUGGCCAAACGCGUGUGCAUCGUCGGCGCCGGCCCCUCCGGUCUCGUGGCGGCCAAGACUCUCCUAUACAACGCCCCUGCCGGCGCUUUUACGGUGACAAUCUACGACGCCCAGAAGCGUGUCGGUGGUCUUUGGCCCACCAGUCGCGAUGAUGACGGCGGCCUCGUGCACCCUCUCAUGGUCGCCAACCAGAGUAGGCACUCGGUUCAGUUCAGCGACUUUGCCUGGGGCGCUGACGAGCCCGACUUACCGCGCGCGUGGAUGAUUGGUCGCUACCUGGAGCGUUAUCUUGACCGUUACAAAGGCGCCGAGUUAAAACUUGGCCACCGCGUCGUGAAGACCGAUCUGGCUGAUGACGGAACUUGGAGCGUCACCGUUAAAUCCGACGGUGGUGAGGAGACGAGCGUUUUUGAUUAUCUACUCGUCGCGACUGGGUUCUUUGGGAAGCCCGUCAUCCCGGACCUCGGAACCGAGCAGGCUACUGUGCCCGUUCUUCACAGCAGCAAGUACAGAGACCUCAAAGCGUUGUUCCCAGAGGGCGUGAAGGAGGGCGACAAGAUCUUGGUCGUGGGCGGUCAGAUGUCCGGCGUGGAAAUCUCCGGCACUAUCGCAACCCACGUCUCCGCCGCCGUCAAUGCUCCCGGCCCGAACACCGUGCCAAACGCAGACAAGCUCUCAAUCCACCACCUUGUCCAACGCCCUACUUGGGUAUUCCCACUCUACACUACCCCAAAGCCCGUUUCGGCAGCAGCCCCCUUCCUCCCGUUGGAUCUCACAUCCUACAACCUCGCCAACAGGCCUCAGCCUCUGCAAAAUACUUCAGGUAACAUCUCAGUUGAGGCUGCAAGGGCCACACAUGGUAUCUACGCCACUGCGCUAGGCCAAGACCAGUCUGAAUAUUCCGAGUCUGUCGCCAUCCGGUCGUCCAUGCGCUCCGACCCGCCCUACCUCGCCGUCAGCGAGAACUACAUGGAAUUCGUCCGGUCUGGCUUGGUUUCUGUCUCUCAAGGCAAACUCGCAUCUAUCAACGGCAAGAUCGCAACUACAGAGGCAUCUUUACGCGUCGAGAAUGUCGCGGCUGUAGUCUUGGCCACCGGCUUCGACGCCUCUCCCUCACUCUCCUUCCUCCCCUCCUCCGUGCUCACAACUCUCCAGCACUCCCCCGAACACCUGAACAUGCCCCUUUCCCUAGCUUUCCACGGUACCCACGUCAAGGACCUCCCGACCUUGGGUUUUGUGGGCUUCUACAGGUCGCCGUACUGGGGCGUGAUGGAGAUGCAAGCCCGCUUCCUCGCAGCGCUGUGGACGCCCACCUCUCUCGCCCCCAAGCCGCGGAAUCUGGCACAGGCGCUCGCCGACGACGCUUCACAAUCUCUAUCAACAUCCCUCCGCGGCGACCCCCGCGGCACGCAGUUCCCGAUGGGCGACUACAUGUUCCUGAUGCAGGAGUUCUCCUCGGCGCUGGACAUACCCAUCGGCCCCUUCCCCGGCCCGCCGACGCCGGCGCUGCCGCACAACAGCAAGCCCAUGGACAUCCUCACCCCGGCACGCUACAUCUCGCCCUUGGCGGACGAGCAGGCGAAAGCGGAAGCAGCAAAGUCUCUCUCGAUGACGCACGCCACUGCCGUCGCGGGCCUGACGACCAGCCGCUUCGUCGCCAAGGCCGUCUUCCGCAGCUUACUGGGAACGUGGAAACUCGAGCGCGACCUCACGAGCAAACUCCCCACGCACCCCAGCGGCCACUUCAGCGGCACCGCUCAGUUCCUCCUCCGCGACAAGACGGCCGACGGGCUCAAGUGCGUCGCCGGCUCCGCCGCUCCCCCCGGCCAAGACGAAAACCCGCUGGACGAGGACCUGGCGACGGAGUACCUCUACAUCGAAGACGGCGAGUUCCGCGCCGACAACGGCCUGGUCUUUAGAGCGACGCGCCGCUACGUCUGGCGGUACGACGAGAACAAGGACCGCAUCAGCGUCUGGUUUGUAAAGACCGACGACGCCAAGAGAGCGGAUUACCUCUUCCACGAGAUCGAGUUCCUUCCGCCGCCGGCAAAUGAUUUGAAGGGUUGGCAGGCCAAGGCGGGCCAUCUCUGCAUCGAUGAUUACUACAAUGUCAACUACGGUUUCACUUUCAAGGCUGUGAAUCUUAAGGAAUGGAAUAUUGGAUACACUGUGAAUGGACCGAAGAAGGAUUACACGAUACAUGGCGUAUAUAGACGGUAG
This is a messenger RNA of Colletotrichum truncatum, 2220 nucleotides long. Its product is annotated as pyridine nucleotide-disulfide oxidoreductase. Lineage: Eukaryota; Fungi; Ascomycota; Sordariomycetes; Glomerellales; Glomerellaceae. Gene Ontology annotation, molecular function: NADP binding; N,N-dimethylaniline monooxygenase activity; flavin adenine dinucleotide binding. The record is from RefSeq and is a predicted model, not a curated record.